Lodderomyces elongisporus is the source of this 2067-nucleotide messenger RNA. It is a transcript of the gene SSN3, whose product is annotated as cyclin-dependent serine/threonine protein kinase. The transcript has a single exon. Gene Ontology annotation, molecular function: ATP binding; cyclin-dependent protein serine/threonine kinase activity. Bases 1 to 2067 code for a protein of 688 amino acids. Gene Ontology annotation, cellular component: nucleus; mediator complex. The record is from RefSeq and is a predicted model, not a curated record. Gene Ontology annotation, biological process: protein phosphorylation. NCBI's taxonomy places the organism in Eukaryota, Fungi, Ascomycota, Pichiomycetes, Serinales, Debaryomycetaceae.
AUGAAUAGAUCUUCUCAGGCACAACAACAACAACAACAACAACAACAACAGCAUCAACAGCAUCAACAAUACCAGCAAGCAAAUAAUGGAUUACAGAAAGUCUCACAACAACAGAUAUCUCAUCAACCGAUACCUCAGCAUCAGCAGCGUAUGAAUCGACUACCUCAAUCAUCGUUGCAAGCUACAUUGACACAGACACUCCCGACCAAUAAUCCAUUAAUCCCACCAGGCUCUGUAGCAUCGUCAGCAUCAUCAUCGUCAUCAUCAUCUCGAUUACAGCGGCAGCAGCAGCAUCACCAGCAUCAUCUUCAAAAUCCCAACAUCAAUGUCACUAACAAUAAUACAACCAACAAGAACACCAAUCCAUAUUUUAAUCACAAUAUUUCCUCAUCAGGAGCUUUGCUGAGUCAUAAUAUGCCAACGAUUCCACAACCGGCAUUAAUGGCCUCAAAUCUGAUAUUGACUUUGGGUCCAUUUAAGCAUAGAAAAGACUUGACAAGAGAGUCCGUGUUCUCGACAUAUCAGAUUAUUGGAUAUAUAGCUGCAGGAACCUAUGGUAAAGUAUACAAGGCAAAAUUAAGAGCGGGCAACAACAGCAACAGCAGCAGCAACAACAACAACAACAAUAGCAGCAGCAACAACAGUAAUAGUAAUAUUGAUGCAGGCGGUGUUGGCGGUGUCGGUAUUGUUGGCAGUAGUAAUGGUGGGAUGAAAAAAGAUGUUGCAGAUGGUGGCAGUGAAAAGCUCAAAAACGCAGAUGGAGACUUACAAAGUCAAAACCACGGUUCGACUACAAAUGGAAAGAGUAAUUUGAAUAGAGAGCUCAAAGUUGACUUGGCACUGGUUGGGAAUGCACGAUCAAACAAAAGAUUAGUUCAUACCAAUGAAGAACCACUUCCUCAAUUUUAUGCUAUUAAGAAAUUUAAGAGCGAUAAUCACCAUGGAGGUGCCACGAACAAUAUAAAUGUGAACACCAAGAAUAAAAGCAACCAUGAUAUUAAUGGCAAUGAAGCAUUGCACUAUACGGGGAUAAGUCAGAGUGCUAUUCGUGAGAUGUCACUUUGUCGCGAAUUGCAUAACAAGAACAUUACUAGAUUGAUCAAUAUUAUAUUGGAGAACAAGAGUAUCUAUAUGAUAUUCGAGUUUUGCGAGCAUGAUUUAUUACAGAUCAUUCAUUAUCACUCACAUCCGGACGUGAAACCUAUCCCAAUACUGACAGUUAAGUCGCUUACUUGGCAAAUUCUUAAUGGUGUCACGUAUCUUCAUAAGAACUGGAUAUUUCAUCGUGACCUCAAGCCUGCCAAUAUUAUGGUCACUUCGGAUGGGUGUGUUAAGAUUGGUGAUUUAGGGUUGGCUCGUAAAUUUAAUAAUCCAUUACAAAGUUUUUAUACUGGCGACAAAGUUGUGGUAACAAUCUGGUAUCGUGCACCGGAAUUAUUAUUGGGCACUCGUCACUAUACUCCGGCCAUUGAUCUUUGGGCAGUUGGGUGUAUUCUUGCUGAGUUGCUCUCGCUUCGUCCAAUUUUCAAAGGCGAAGAGGCCAAGAUUGAUAUUAAUAACAAGAAGCUGGUUCCGUUUCAAAAAAACCAAUUUCAAAAAAUUGUUGAAAUUUUAGGAACGCCGAAUUCUAAAACAUGGCCGCUGAUCAGCAAGUAUCCCGAAUAUCUGAGCUUUACCCAACAAAUUGCCAACAAUGGCUACUUUUCUUCGAAUUUAUCGCAGUGGUACAAGAUGAUUGGUGGUGAGAAUAAGCAAUGUCUUGAACUUCUUCACGGGUUGCUAAAAUAUGACCCACAACUGAGAUUGACGGCUGACCAGGCUUUGGUGCAUGAUUUUUUUUUGGAACUGCCCAAGGUUCACGAGAAUGCAUUUGAAGAGUUGAGCUUUAAGUAUCCGAAUAGGAAGAUUUACACAGAUGACAAUGAUAUGAACCAAUUGGGGCAAGCUAUUGGAGGUGGAGGUAAUGGUGUGAAUGGCGGUGGUAUUGGCGCAACGAGUAAUAGCCAUGCUAGCAAGAGGAACGGGUAUAAUGACGAUGGAUCCAAUACAAAGAGGAAACGACUAUAA